Messenger RNA from Toxorhynchites rutilus septentrionalis, 3916 nucleotides. RefSeq lists its product as uncharacterized. The transcript is spliced from 10 exons. Bases 73 to 2667 code for a protein of 864 amino acids. Lineage: Eukaryota; Metazoa; Arthropoda; Insecta; Diptera; Culicidae. The record is from RefSeq and is a predicted model, not a curated record.
CCGCUCCAUCAUAUCAGUAACGAUUUGAAAUUUCAAACGUGAUGUUGUGAAAUUACCUGUUGAUUUGCGACAAUGCUUUCGAACAGUGAGUGGAUUAGCAAUGAGCUACUAAAAACUAUUCUCGAAGCGGAGAAUGGUUCCAGUCAGUAUGCAAUAAAUAUUUUUAACGUUGAUGUUCAAGCGGCGACCAACAAAGGUGAUAAUUAUGCUAGCGAAAUGUAUAGGGUUGUGAUAGAAUUUGGACUAAAUGGAGAGCGAAUGAAGUGUAAUCGUAUUUUUAAGGUUAUUCCUUCCGGUGAGAUUCAACGGAUUGUGAUGGAGAGUGGAAAUAUAUUCCCUAGAGAAAUUGCUGCAUAUAGGAAUGUGUUACCGGAAAUAAAUAAGAUGCUUCAGAGCGUGGGAGAUUCAACCACUAUUUCACCACGAUGCACCUUCACGACUGAUGAGCCUACGACAAUGCUGGUGUUUGAGGACAUCAAACAAAAAGGUUACCAGAUGAUAGAUCGGCGAUUCGGCUUAGAUCUCGAUCAGUUCUUCUUCUUCUUAAAGGGCACUAACGUUCCUAGGGGAACUUCACCGUCUCAACGUAGGAAGGAAGGUAUUGAAUUAGAACCGUUCAUGGAGGGGUCCAUAAGUACGAACCCGAAUCGACAAGAUUUCCUUAUCUUUCACAAACUGUGCGCCCAGGAGGUGGUCGAACUUGUGGAGAGCUGGAAUGAUACGAGUAUCAGCGAAAUUUUGUGUAAACUUCGUAAACUGCCUAACGCCAUUAUCCGUAAAGGAUGUGAAGUUUACACACGCGAUGAAAACGCUUUCAAUGUGUUGAACCACAAUGAUGUUUGGACAAACAAUAUGAUGUUCAAAUACGAAAAGGGCGUAGCCGAAGAUGUGCUGUUGUUCGAUUACCAGUUAACAUACUUUGGUUCUCCUGGAGUGGAUCUGAACUAUCUACUGAGUGGUUCAAUACAAACCGAAAUUGAGGAAGAACGCAGACUUCAAAUUAUACAGAACUAUCACACUACGCUUACAAAAACGUUGAACGAUCUCCGAUAUUCCGGUAACAUUCCUUCCCUCCAGGAUAUCCAUGUCGAACUUAUUAGGACAGGAUUUCGCAACGUACAUGCGGUUUUUUGUUUGCUACCACUGGCGAUGAUGGAGAAUUCGGCGAACGCCGAAAUGGAUGUAUUCCUGUCGGAGAACAAAGCCGGAAAGGCCUUUCGUCAGAAGAUAUUUCGAAAUCCGCGAUAUGCUCCAAUUUUGAAACGAGAUUUGCUACGAUUUGACUUGAUGGGAUAUUUAGACCCAAAUUUCCAUUUCUUAUCACAUUCCAUUCGGCGCGGAACAUCAGUUUCGCUUCGCGCCCCCAUGCGAUCGCAUCGGUGCUCACAACGCUUCAUCAUGACUGACGAUUGUGAAAUAGCAUCGCAUUCUAUCAGCUGGAGGAACGCCGAGUUCUUUAAUGAUGUCAUCACCGAGGAGUUGCAUAUCCCGGAAGGCACCUUCACAAUUGUUGAUAUCCAUGUUUCCGAUGCCAAUUCCAAAGCUGCUGGCUUCAUGUCACUGAUGCACCGGGUCACCCUCAACGUUAUGCUUCGUGAGAGUGGCGAAAUCAAAACUUUAUCUUAUGUUGUUAAGGAGAAAUCUGGUGAUGUUUUUGGAGGCGAAAUGGUGGACGAGAUGAAGGCUUUCCCCAAGGAGAUUGAUGUAUAUUCGAGGUUCAUUCCAGCAUUCGAGGAGAUGUGGAAAAAAGAGAGUGUAACGUUUGGACCGAAGAUGCUCAAAACUUCCCAUUCGCCUUUCACAGUGAUUGUUAUGGAAGAUUUGAAAUCAUCGGGUUUCCACAUGAAAGAUUGCAGCCGAGGAUUAUGUUUAGAGGACUGUGAACAAGUCCUGGCAAAAAUGGCUAAGUUUCAUGCAGUUUCCGUAGUGUAUUAUGAAAACAACGGACCAUACCCGGACAGUUUCGCCGAUGGAAUGUUUUCUGAAAACCUCAUAGCUCAACUGGAGUUGAGUUACUAUAUACCAAUUUUAAAUUCAUAUAUUCAAUCGUUAGAGGAACUAGGAUAUUCAUCACAAAUUUUAGAAUCACUUCAUUCGUACAAAGGAAAAAUCUACACAACAGUUGUCGAAAUGUUACGUUUGGAUUCGUCAAAAUUCAAUGUUUUGAAUCAUGGAGAUCUUUGGAUAAACAACAUUCAGUUCGCCGAUCAUGAUUUAAUAUUCGUCGAUUACCAAGUUGGUUUUUACGGCACACCUACGUUCGAUCUGCUCUAUUUCAUCACAACAUCAGCAUCACUCACUGUGCGUACCGAUAAGUUUGAUUACCUUAUCGGUUACUAUCACAGCUGUCUGGUAAGGGGGCUGGAAGCAUUGUGCGCUGAAACAACUCCACCCACAUUGCAAGAGCUUCAGGAUGACAUAGAAGCCAACGGAUUUUUAAUGGCCGUCAUUUCUGUAGAAACCCUCGCCCUGAUGCUUGCCAUGCCUGAUAUCGAAAUGGACAUAGACCUGUUGUCUUCUGAAACACCGGAAGGUGUCUCCUUUAGGAGAAAAAUUUACACCAACGAUCGUUUUGUACAAAUGAUGGAGAAACUCGUACCAUUUAUGUGGGAAAGAGGUUUUAUUAAGCCGCUCGAACAGGUCACAAGCAGAAGUCAAAAGCCCUAGGCGACGUUCUAUAUAUAUUUAUCUGGAAUUUCAGUAUUAUUGCUGGAUCGAAAAUGUAACCCAGUAACAAGACAGUUCCAAUAUAGAAUCAGUUUUAGUCAAUUUAGGUGCAAGUGUGAAGGUCGAAGUGCAAAUCACGUACAACGUUUUUUAUUUAUUUGUAUCUCAAAGAAUGAUAAUGGUUUGGUUAUAAUCGUAGCUGUGGAAAGUGUCCUGAUUUUUACUCCGAUCAGCUGGUAUCCCUACAUGCAGCCAAGUGGUCCACCAGCGUACAAGUCCAACCGCUAUGGAUUGACUAUGAAUAUCCUUAUCCAGAUAAAUCAAGAAAAUUUCCUUUGCGAUAAUUUUCUAGACCGGCAUUUAGAAAACUUCCUAUUCAAUAUUCUUUAUGUCUUCGUCACGCGCACAACGCUUAAACUUUUGUAAGCUAUUUUUUAAAUAUAAUAAAUAUAUAUAAAACAUUCAUCGUAUCGUUACACAUGAACACAGCGGGCUCGGCAUAGUCAUAGUCAACUGAGGGUAGUCAGCUGACUAUCUGACUGACUAUAUCCGUAUUCAGUUGGAAAUGACUUUUGGCUUCUUCACGCAGUUUCUCCGCCAAAAACUAAGACAAGACGUGAUAAUUGGCUUCUUACUUUAACUCUUCGACCAAGUGCGAGCAACAGGGAUGCCGAACCACUCGAGAUGUCAAGUUUCCAAAUGAGAUAAAGUUUCUGAACACUUCUUUUUCACGUCUCUAACAUAUGUUUUCGUAUCAGAUAUUCUAUGUAUAAUUACAUUUGGAUAAUGUAAAGCGUAUUUCACAACAAAUUGUUUUUUCUGUUAUGCUUCAUCAUGAAAACUAGCUAUCAUAGCUAUUCCUAUGCAACUAGACUAGAUCUAUGCUACUAGAAUCCAUUUUUUUGUAGCAAGUAUAAUAUUUUUUCAAUAAAUACUAGCUCAUUGGCUUCAAUUUCAUAUGUCGAUUAUCUGAAUCGGCGCACAAUUUUUGAAAAAGUUAUUUUGGGAAGAAAAGGCAAACAUUUUUCGGACCAUCCAUAACUUAACGACGAAAAAAUCACUCUGAUUUUUGGAUAUGUUAUGAAAAAAAAACUCAGUGUUCAAGAAAAAAUAUUUAAAUAAAUAUAUACCCUCUAUUCCAAAGCCUCAUGGCUGAAAAUGCGUUGGAAGCAUGGGUGUAGUGUUGUAGGGAGGACGGGGUAGUCCACCCCGGGUGUCACUCUCAAAUGGGUGACACCCAUGACUAUAA